UUUUAAUCUAAAUUUUGAUGCAGUUUGGGUUGAAAAUGAAUUUAAAAGUGUGUUAACGUCAAUAUUUUUUGAUCUCGUAAUUAUUUACAAAUUUAAUAAAAUUAUUAUUUUUUAUUAGAUUGGUGGUGCUGUUGAUAAUUGCUUGACGUUCUCAUAAGUGUCAUAACCUUAAAAUUAUUAAUCAAUUAAUAAAAAUAAAUCCAACAGUCAUGUCUGACAUAACAUUUUCAGCCAAAGCCUAUUGUAAAAUAAUAUUACACGCGGCGAAGUACCCUCAUUGCUCCGUAAAUGGAGUUUUAUUAUCGAAGUCGUCGGCAGCUAAAAGUAAGGAAAUAGAGUUUGUGGAUGCUGUCCCCCUUUUCCAUAUCGCCCUUAAUUUAACACCAAUGGCUGAGAUUGCCUUGAUGCAGAUUGACGAACUUGCUUCACAAAAAGGGCUAGUGAUAUCGGGUUACUACACUGCUUUCGAGAAUUUGAGAGAAUGUUCUUUUGAAAAAGCCAGUCAUCGAAUAUCGGAAAAACUACCUUCGAAUUUUCCAUCACCUUGUCUCGUUGUUGUUGACAACUGCAAACUGGGCAUUAAUUUGGAUAACAUUGCUUUAAGAGUGGCGCAGUUCAUAGAUGGUAGUUACAAGCCAUCAGAUACAAAUCGCAUUUGUUUAAAACCAGACAGAACAUUGGAUAUCUGUUCUAAUCUUUUAGAAAGGAAUGAAUAUGAGCUAAUUGAUUUUGAUAAUCAUUUGGACAAUAUUAGUUUGGACUGGAUGAACCCUCAGUUGAAUGCGGAAAUAGAAGAUUUGGUUGGAAGGUUUAAUUAAACUUGAAGUUAACAACCAGACGUGCUGCAGGUAUUACAAGGCCACUUAAACCAGUUUUGAGGCAUUUACAUUCUGUAUUGUAUUUGUUUUUUAUUUAUUGUUGCGAAUAAAGUAUUGUCUAGAGUUUAUACAACACUUAAAAGAUUCAUUGCAAUAAACAAAUUGAUAAAAUGA
Molecule: messenger RNA, 992 nt
Organism: Tribolium madens (black flour beetle)
Lineage: Eukaryota; Metazoa; Arthropoda; Insecta; Coleoptera; Tenebrionidae
Gene: EMC8-9
Product: ER membrane protein complex subunit 8/9 homolog
Exons: 3
Coding region: 210-818 (202 amino acids)
Cellular component (GO): EMC complex
Source: RefSeq, a predicted model, not a curated record